Molecule: messenger RNA, 1479 nt
Organism: Vicia villosa (hairy vetch)
Lineage: Eukaryota; Viridiplantae; Streptophyta; Magnoliopsida; Fabales; Fabaceae
Product: protein STRICTOSIDINE SYNTHASE-LIKE 6-like
Exons: 4
Coding region: 9-1238 (409 amino acids)
Biological process (GO): biosynthetic process
Molecular function (GO): strictosidine synthase activity
Source: RefSeq, a predicted model, not a curated record
UAAUUUAAAUGCAUUACAUUUUAUCUUAUUCCAACUUCCAAUUAGCGUCCCUCAGAACAACAAUGUCAGAAUCAAUCACUACCUUUUCUUCCCCACAACUUGAAAGAAAACAAACACGAUCAUGUCUUUCAACAACCUUAUUAGUCAUAGCUUUCUCAGUAACCUUAGCUGCAGUUCUCUACCAACUCGAACCCUUCGAACCGGUUCACUUUCCAUUCAGGGACAGGGAGUUACCCCGACGAACCUUAACUGCUCCCGCUGUCAACCCGCGCAUGCGGUUUGGUUCGGAAGUUGUAGUGGAAGGAAAAGUGGAUGGACCUGAAGACCUGGCUUGUGAUAAGAGGAACCGUCUCAUCUACACUGGCUGCGACGACGGGUGGAUCAAGCGAAUCACAGUGAACAAAUCGGUGUCUGACUCGGUUGUUAGAAACUGGGUUAACACCGGUGGAAGACCGCUUGGACUCGCUUUGGAAAAAACCGGGGAACUCAUAGUUGCUGACGCUGUAUUGGGGCUAUUGAGAGUGACAGUAAAAGGAAAGAAAUCUAAGGUUGAAGUUCUGGCGAAUGAAUAUGAUGGAUUGAAAUUCAAUUUAACAGAUGGAGUUGACGUAGGUGAAGAUGGAACAAUUUAUUUCACAGACGCUACGUACAAAUACAAUUUGAAGGAUUUCUAUUUUGAUAUUGCGGAACGUAAACCUCAUGGGAGAUUCAUGAGCUAUAAUCCAACAACAAAAAAAGUAACAUUGCUUGCACGUAAUCUCUACUUUGCUAAUGGAGUUGCUGUUGCACCAGAUCAAAAAUUCGUCGUCUACUGUGAGACUAUUUUGAGGAGGUGCAGAAAAAUUUACCUUCAAGGUCCAAAAAAAGGAAGAAUAGGCGAAUUUUGUCCCGAUCUACCCGGCAUGCCAGAUAAUAUUCAUUAUGUUGGACAAGGGCAAUAUUUCAUUGGAAUGUCAACGUCAAUAAGUCCUCAACGGCAUUUACUAUUAAGAUAUCCUUUCCUACGGAAAACUGCAGCAAUGGUUACAAAGUAUUUUACAAGGCCAGAACUAGAGAUGAAUGGAGGACUUAUGGUUGUAGAUGUGGCAGGAAGGCUAACAGGUCAUUACUAUGAUCCUCAAUUAUCACUGAUUUCAAGUGGGAUUAAAGUUGAUAACUAUAUAUAUUGUGGCUCCCUUUCUUAUCCAUUUCUACUACGUCUAGAUGUGGUAAAGUAUCCUGCAAUUCCCUCAGCAUGAAGAAGAAUAGUGAAAGUAUCACUCUCAGCUAUACUAGUUUUAUUUUUUUUUUAUAAACAAUGCUAUUAAUAACAGAGAACAAAUCAUUCUCAGAUCAAUACAAACUGUUGAAAUUGCUACAAAUUUCUAGAAUAUUCUAAAUAUAAUAUGUAUGAAAAUGGUAGAAUAUCCUAGAACUAAAGUGUAUAUGAAUAUGAUAGAACAAUCUAGAACUAUAGUGUGUAUGAGGAUGUUUCUAGAA